Messenger RNA from Solea senegalensis (Senegalese sole), 1358 nucleotides. It is a transcript of the gene tmem98, whose product is annotated as transmembrane protein 98. The transcript has 7 exons. Lineage: Eukaryota; Metazoa; Chordata; Actinopteri; Pleuronectiformes; Soleidae. The record is from RefSeq and is a predicted model, not a curated record. Gene Ontology annotation, cellular component: endoplasmic reticulum. Bases 354 to 1028 code for a protein of 224 amino acids.
UUGACACUCACACACACAAGAGAAGCUAGAAAUUAAACGGCAGAUUUAUCCAAAAGUAGCUCAGCCAUGGACUAAACAGCAGGUGUAAGAGGUCAGAGUUCACGCAGGGUUUUUGUUCUUGAGAUUUGCUCGUGGCAGAGGUCGAGAUUGUGUGUUUAAACGCAGUUUUCUAAGUUGGAUGUAUGUUGUUGUGCGAGGUUAUCUGAGUGUAGGAAAGAGUGUGUCUCCAGAGCAGACUGAGGAUGAGGACCUGUCCAUAAUCGAGCUCGGACAAUCAUCCGCCCCUGAUUGGUACUCUUCUCCCUUUUCGAGGAGUUUCGCCGCCUGCAGCCGAUGUGAGAUCUGUGGUCGCCAUGGAGACAGUGGUGAUCGUAGCCAUUGGGGUGUUGGCCACCAUUUUCCUGGCCUCCUUCGUCGCCCUGGUGGUGGUGUGCCGACACCGCUACUGCCACCCUCAUCAUCUGCUGCACCACUUUGACUCCAGACCCACUGUGGAUCUGAUUGGAGCCAUGGAGACUCAGAGUGAACCGUCGGAGCUGGAGCUGGACGACGUCGUCAUCACAAACCCGCACAUCGAAGCCAUCCUGGAGAACGAGGACUGGAUAGAAGACGCCUCUGGUCUGGUCUCUCACUGCAUCUCCAUCCUAAAGAUUUGCCACACUUUGACGGAGAAGCUAGUUGCCAUGACGAUGGGCUCUGGGGCGAAGGUUAAAGCGCCGGCCAGCCUCAGUGACAUUAUCACUGUGGCAAAACGCAUCAGCCCGAGGGUGGAUGAUGUGGUCAGAUCCAUGUACCCUCCUCUGGACCCGAUCCUCCUUGAUGCCAGGGCCAACGCUCUGCUCCUCUCAGUCAGUCACCUGGUGCUGGUCACCCGCAACGCCUGUCACAUGACGGGCAGCAUGGACUGGAUCGACCAGUCGCUCCUGGCCGCAGAGGACCACAUGGUGGUUUUGCGUGAGGCGGCGCUGGCCUCUGAACCGGAACGAGGCAUACCUGGAGCUGAGGCACAGAGAGAGCAGGCCAUUUAGAGCUGACACUGACAGCAGCAGACAGACAGACAGACAGACGGCCAUGAAAACGGGUCUGUUUUGUCCUUGAGCUGCUUUCCCUUUCUACAUUUCUGGACUCUGUUUAUUAACAGGCAAAUAUUUGGUUAAAUAUUUUUCCAAAUAGUGAAGUCUGAUGAGUAAACAGGCUUGGUGGUGGAUUCAAGGACUCGAUUGUCCAUUUGAACACAACUUUAGUUUUUUUUUACCAUAUGAAGGCUACAGAUGAUCUCUUAUUCACUAAAGAUUCCGUUCAUUACCGACAGGCAAAUGUGACACGUCACAUACAGAGUUUUCUUUUGUCUGUAGCGG